This is a messenger RNA of Chondrus crispus (carragheen), 123 nucleotides long. RefSeq lists its product as hypothetical. Lineage: Eukaryota; Rhodophyta; Florideophyceae; Gigartinales; Gigartinaceae. The record is from RefSeq and is a predicted model, not a curated record. Bases 1 to 123 code for a protein of 40 amino acids. The transcript has a single exon.
AUGUCAGGAGUGCGAGGGUGUGCCCUCCACUGGGCUACACUGCAUUCACCUGACUGGUUGCCAUACUUUCAUCACUACGUUAAUCGUUGUUUCGAAAGAGCCACGUUUGUUCCUUUGAGUUAG